Molecule: messenger RNA, 3384 nt
Organism: Suncus etruscus (white-toothed pygmy shrew)
Lineage: Eukaryota; Metazoa; Chordata; Mammalia; Eulipotyphla; Soricidae
Gene: HSPA4L
Product: heat shock protein family A (Hsp70) member 4 like
Exons: 19
Coding region: 133-2637 (834 amino acids)
Biological process (GO): protein folding
Cellular component (GO): cytosol; nucleus
Molecular function (GO): ATP-dependent protein folding chaperone; ATP binding
Source: RefSeq, a predicted model, not a curated record
UGCAGUAACCGGCGCAGCGACGGUCAGCGCGUCCGUCAGCCCGGCCUCUCUCGCAGGAGUCGCCGGCCCUGGGGCCGUAGCGCGGGAGCGGACGCGGACGCGGGCCCGGCGCCACGGCCGGUGGGCGGCGGCAUGUCGGUGGUCGGCAUCGACCUGGGCUUCCUCAACUGCUACAUCGCGGUGGCGCGCAGCGGCGGCAUCGAGACCAUCGCCAACGAGUACAGCGACAGGUGCACCCCGGCCUGCAUUUCUCUGGGUUCCAGGACUCGAGCCAUUGGGAAUGCAGCAAAAAGCCAGAUAGUCACGAAUGUACGAAACACCCUCCAUGGCUUCAAAAAGCUCCAUGGCCGCUCCUUUGAUGACCCCAUUGUGCAGACCGAGAGGGUCAGGCUCCCCUAUGAGCUACAGAAGAUGCCGAAUGGGAGUGCAGGUGUGAAGGUGCGGUACCUGGAAGAAGAGCGACCUUUUGCCAUAGAGCAGGUCACAGGGAUGCUGCUGGCCAAGCUGAAGGAGACAGCGGAGAAUGCCUUGAAGAAGCCUGUGGCUGACUGCGUGAUCUCGAUUCCUAGCUUCUUCACUGAUGCUGAGAGGAGGUCUGUGAUGGCCGCUGCCCAGGUGGCUGGGCUCAACUGCCUUCGGCUGAUGAAUGAGACCACAGCAGUUGCACUUGCCUACGGGAUUUACAAGCAGGACUUGCCUGCUCUGGAAGAGAAGCCCCGGAAUGUAGUCUUUGUUGAUAUGGGGCAUUCUGCCUACCAGGUCUCUGUGUGUGCUUUUAACAAAGGGAAACUGAAGGUCCUGGCCACGACCUUUGACCCCUACCUGGGUGGCAGGGACUUUGAUGAGGCCUUAGUCAACCAUUUCUGCGACGAGUUUAAGACUAAGUACAAGAUCAGUGUCCGUGACAACUCUCGGGCCCUGCUGCGCCUGUACCAGGAGUGCGAGAAACUCAAGAAGUUAAUGAGCGCCAAUGCUUCGGACCUGCCACUCAGCAUCGAGUGCUUCAUGGACGAUCUAGAUGUGUCCAGCAAGAUGAACAGGGCUCAGUUUGAACAGUUAUGUGCUUCCCUCCUGGCCAGAGUCAAGCCACCUCUGAAGGCUGUGCUGGAACAAGCCAACUUGCAGCCUGAAGACAUAAGCAGUGUAGAGAUCGUGGGGGGUGCAACUCGGAUCCCCGCAGUGAAGGAACACAUCUCCGGGUUCCUUGGGAAGGACGUGAGCACCACCCUGAACGCUGACGAGGCUGUGGCACGAGGCUGUGCCUUGCAGUGUGCGAUUCUCUCCCCCGCGUUCAAGGUGCGUGAGUUCUGUAUCACCGACCUUGUGCCCUACUCUAUCACGCUGCGCUGGAAAGCCCUGGAUGAUGGGGCCGGGGAGUGUGAGGUGUUCAGCAAGAACCACCCCGCCCCAUUCUCCAAGGUCAUCACGUUCCACAAGAAGGAGCCGUUUGGGCUGGAAGCUUUCUACACUUACCCACAUGAGGUGCCUUACCCAGACCCCAGAAUAGGGAACUUCACUAUUCAGAAUGUCUUUCCACAGUCUGACGGGGACAGUUCCAAAGUGAAGGUCAAAGUCCGAGUCAACAUUCACGGCAUCUUCAGUGUGGCCAGCGCAUCUGUGAUUGAGAAGCAGGUAGUAGAAGGGGACCACAGCGACAUUGCCAUGGAGACAGAAGGAGCCGCCAAGAAUGACAAGGAUGAUGUGGACAAAAUGCAAGUGGACCAGGAAGAAGGCACCCCCCAGAGGUGCCAUGCAGAGCACACGCCAGAGGAGGAGAUCGAUCACUCCGGCAGCAGGACCAAGUCAGACAAACAAGAUCGCCCCAAUCAGAUGAUUAAAAAGGGGAAGGUGAAGAGCAUCGACCUGCCCAUCCACAGCAGCCUGUGUGGACAGCUAGGCCAGGACGUGCUCAACAGCUACAUCGAGAACGAGGGCAAGAUGAUCAUGCAAGAUAAGUUGGAGAAGGAGAGAAACGACGCCAAGAAUGCUGUUGAGGAGUAUGUGUAUGACUUCAGAGACAAGCUGGGCUCCACCUAUGAGCCCUUUGUCACUCCCGAGGAUGCAGAUAAACUGUCUGCUAUAUUAGAAGACACUGAAAAUUGGCUUUAUGAAGAGGGAGAGGAUCAGCCUAAACAAGUUUAUGUGGACAAACUUCAGGAACUCAAGAAAUAUGGGCAGCCGAUUGAGACUCGCCAUGCAGAGCAUGAGGAGAGGCCAAGGGCUCUGAAUGACCUGGGCAAGAAGAUCCAAUUGGUCAUGAAGGUGCUAGAUGCGCACAGAAACAAGGAUGAACGAUACGAUCAUUUGGAUCCUGUGGAAAUGGAAAAAGUCGAAAAAUACAUCAGCGAAGCCAUGAGCUGGUUGAACAGUAAGAUGAAUGCACAGAACAAGCUGAGUCUCACUCAAGACCCUGUGGUGAGAGUCUCGGAGAUUGUCACCAAGUCAAAGGAACUGGAUGAUUUCUGUAACCCCAUCAUUUACAAACCCAAACCCAAAGCAGGAGCCGACGAUAAAUCCCAAGCUCAUGGUGAGCACAACGGGCCGGCGGAUGGGCAGAGUGGGACGGAUGGCAGAGCAGAGCCCACAAGGGAUGGUGCCCCACGCAGCAAGGGCUCGGGGGAGAUGGAGGUGGACUAGCCCCCAGCCGCAGCCUUGUCCCAGGGUUUCUGGAGUAGUUUUGAAAAUGUUUUCAUGAAAAUGGAGUCAUCUCUGUUCCUUUCCCUCGCUGUGAGUCUCGCCUUCCACGUCAGUGUAAGCGCUUCUAGCACGCUUUCUGUCAAACACACAGGAUCACGCAGAGUCCACACCGCCCCAACUUAGCCUCUCUUGAGAGCUUCAGGUCCUUUGCUCAGGAAAGGGCACUGCAGCUGAAGUAAACUGCAGCCUCUGAUGCACUGUUUUAGUUACUGUGUUAGGAUUUCACUAUUAAAGCAUGUAAGAAGGUCCUGGACACCCAUCUAUUGCAUUGGUGUGGCAUGAGCUCCGAGGCUGGGCAGGCCUGGGGAAGCCUGUGGUGAUGGGAAAGUUUGGUGUCCAGAGGAAUGCAUACCUCAUCCCCGUCAGUCACUGUGCAGGUGUGUUUGUCACUUGUCCGAAGACCAGCUCAGCUGAAAGAAGGAAUGUUUGUGCUGCAGGAAGGUGCUCCUGACCACCUCGUUUUCAUUCCCUAGUUGUUUGGUUCUCUUCAUUGAUCUUACUGACACCACAGCACAGGGUAGAGUAGGAGAAAAGGCAGUGUACAGCAUUAAUCCAUUGCUGAUUUCUGUUAAGAUAUACAUACACACUAUUAAAUAUGUGGCACUUACUUGAAAAGAAGCGCUUAUCCCUGAAGUCUUAGAAAAUAAUGCUUGUAAUAAACUGUUCCCUAUCUCCCGGCAAAUAGAA